GAUGGCACACAUAUUGCCAUCAUACGGCCCCAUGAUUAUGAGGAGGCUUUCUUUAAUAGGAAGCAUUACCACAUUAAAUGCAAUGAUUGUAAGUUUUUAUUAGUAUCUACCUUAGUUUGCUGCGGCACUUCUGACAUUUAUUUAUUGUAGAAAAAUGAGAUGGGUUAUUUAGUUUUUUAAAUUUUAUAAUGUUCUAGAUAAUAUGUGAUGCAGAUCUCAAUGUACUUCAUGUGGAUGCCUCUUAUGGAGGUGCCAGCCAUGACUAGCAUGUGUGGAAUAGGAGCGCUUUGGAGGCUCACAUGCGAAGUCUGGCUGAAGCCGGUGAAGUGUGCUGGCUAUUAGAGGAUUCUGGGUAUUGGAUACGCCCAGCGGGAGUGGCUGAUGACUCCUAUUCUGCAAGCAGCUCCGGAUUCUCCAGAAGUACACUACACAGAUCUUCACUGUAGCACCCGCAACACUGUAGAACGGUGCAUUGGAGUAUUGAAGGCUAGGUGGCACUGUCUUCUAGCGCACCGAACUCUCCACUAUGAUCCAGUCAAAGCUGGGAAAAUUGUCAAUGCGUGUAUCGUAUUGCACAACAUCUGCAAUCGUGCACGCAUUCAAGUUCCCACACUGGACGGGUAUGAUUUGAGUAGGGACGGCAGAAGACAACCAGCGCAGCCAGUCUAUGUUGGAUAUGGGGCCACUUCACGACGAGGGUUGGUGGAAAGAUUGUGGAGGGACCGGCACAACUACAGAUAAGCGCUCGAUAACGAUCGCCAACCGCUGCUUCUUCUCAGUACUAAC
This is a messenger RNA of Ostrinia furnacalis (Asian corn borer), 786 nucleotides long. Its product is annotated as putative nuclease HARBI1. The transcript is spliced from 3 exons. Lineage: Eukaryota; Metazoa; Arthropoda; Insecta; Lepidoptera; Crambidae. The record is from RefSeq and is a predicted model, not a curated record. The coding region runs from base 382 to 741 and encodes 119 amino acids.